This is a messenger RNA of Penicillium angulare, 1542 nucleotides long. RefSeq names its product T6SS phospholipase effector Tle1-like catalytic domain-containing protein. NCBI's taxonomy places the organism in Eukaryota, Fungi, Ascomycota, Eurotiomycetes, Eurotiales, Aspergillaceae. The record is from RefSeq and is a predicted model, not a curated record. The coding region runs from base 1 to 1542 and encodes 513 amino acids. The transcript is spliced from 6 exons.
AUGCCGCUCGAAGGCAAGCGUCUCAUCCUAUGCCUUGAUGGCACUUGGAUGAACAGUGACAAGGGGUACAAUCGACCAACUAUUGACGAUCCAAAUGACACCCUGGAGGUACCGACAAAUGUUACCCGUGUUUACCGUGCGCUUAGGAAAAGAGGAUUCGAUGGAGAAAGCCAAGUCAUGUACUACCACCCAGGUGUAGGUAGUACCGGCGGCGUCUCGGACUCGAUCGCCGGUGGAGUAUUCGGUGUCGGAGUCGCUGAGAAGAAUAUUAGAGAGGCGUACAGUUUUGUAGCGACCAAUUAUGAGCCAGGGGAUGAGAUUGUUUUGAUGGGGUUCUCUCGUGGGGCGUUCACGGCACGAGGAGUCGCGGCGCUGAUCGACGCGGUGGGCCUACUCAAUGCAGAGGGGAUGGAGAUGCUUUAUCCCAUAUUUAAGGAUGCAGAAAACUCGGAAAAUCCGGACUACAAGGACAAGUUUCCUUCCAAACCGUUUCGAAAUAAGCCACCUCGGCCUAAUAAUGGGAAGGAGUAUCGGCAUCGACUAGAAGACGCUGGAUUAACGCGAGUGUUUGACCCAGAUGGACGCCGCAUCACGAUACGUUGCAUUGCAGUUUGGGAAACCGUAUCCCUGAUACAAACAUUGGGAAUAAACUACACUUUCCUCGAUCUACAAAAGAAUAAGUCCUCCGCUCCACACACGCAAUACGCCUUCCAAGCAUUAGCCUUAGAUGAAGACCGUACAUCAUUUGCCCCAGCUAUCUGGGAACGGCCCGACGAUGUCAAAACUGAUCUCAGACAGGUAUGGUUCUGCGGCGCACACUCCAACGUCGGAGGCGGCCUGCCAGACCAAGAGCUGGCGAACAUCACCAUGGCCUGGAUGAUGGACCAGCUCACAUCCAUCGGGGUGGCAUUUUACGACGACACAAUCGACAAAUUAUUCGAAAAGAGCGUCCACUACUACUACAAGCAUCCUUACGGUUCGAGUCCCGAUGAUUCAAAGUCAGAAAACUGGAGACCAUGGGCCGAUAAGUCUGUUUACGAAGAGCAUAAACCCGUUAGGCCCUGGGGAUUGGGUGAGAUCGUCCAACCCGCUACUGGACUCUACCGUCUUGCUGGAAGGACAACACGUACACCGGGACAAUACUGUCGUAUUGACCCAGAAACUGGACUUCCGACAUCGCGGUUCUUGUCUAAUACAAAUGAGGGGAUACAUCGAAGCGUGCGUAUUAGACUUGAUUUGCAUGGUCUGGGAUUUGAUGAUGAAGAACGAUAUCGAUGUAAAGCGUUGCUUAAGAAAGGACCCUGGGAACUUACCCGUGUUCGAAAAGUAGUUAGCCGCAAGACGGAAGAUGCAUACGGGGACUUUGACAAGGUCGUGGAGAAAAUUGAUGAGGAUAGAUGGGGUUGGGCCUUUAUGGGACCUGCGCAGGAAGCGCCACCUCAGGGUAUCCUGAUGGAAGAGCCGUUAGGAACGUACGAGAAGCGAUUGCUUCGUCUGAACAAAGGUAUGCUCAAAUUGUGGUAUUUUCUAUUCUGUUCAUGA